AUGGCUUCCGAUUUUCGAAAUUCAGCAGCUUCAUUUCCUCGUGGUUCCUCUAAUGUCCCAAAGCCAUAUCAUUCCCUUGACGGAUAUUGCCAAGUUAAUUGCACGUCGAGGCGUCGAGGCGUCGCGGUCUCCAUCAUAACAACACCCCUCAAUGCUGCCAGGUACAAACCCAUAAUUGAUAAUCCCAUAGAGGAAAACCUCAAGAUUCAAAUGAUUUCCCUGAAAUUUCCAUGUCAAGAAGCUGGACUGCCUGAGGGAUGUGAAAACAUGGAUACGAUCACUUCUCCUGAAUUAGUAAAUCCGUUUCUGGCCCGUGAAUUACUGCACACCCAACUUGAAAAAUUGAUUGGAGAAUUAGAACCAAAACCUGAUUACAUGAUUUCCAGUAAUGCUCUACCUUGGACUCAAGAAGUUGCUCAAAAAUGCAAGAUCCCUAGGAAUAUUUUUGAAACAAUUUCUUGUUUUACACUCUUGUGCUCUCGCAAAAUAAUGAAAAUUAUCGAAGACAAUACCAUUGUUUCAAAUUCAGAAUCUUUUUCGAUAUCAGAUAUGCCAUACAAAAUCGAAUUCACCAAAUCCCAGUUGCCUGAAUCGAUGAGGGAAAAGUCAUAUAAUUUUAAAGGGCUUGUAGAAAAAAUUUUGCAGGUUGAGGGUUCAGCACAAUUUAUUCUGCCUUGUCGCAUUUCAUUUGAACAGCUAAAAGAAAUUGGUUUAGGGUUGAAAGCAUCGAAUUUUUCUUUCAUUUGGAUCGUAAGAGGGCAGGAAUCUUCUGCAGAAGUAGAAAAAUGGUUAGCAGAAGACAAGUUUGAAGAAAGGGUUAAAGGGAGAGGCCUAGUAAUCCGAGGAUGGGCGCCGCAAGUUUUGAUAUUGUCUCAUUCUUCGAUUGGAGGAUUCUUGACACAUUGUGGAUGGAAUUCGACAUUGGAAGGAAGGCGAGCCAAUGAUCACUUGGCAUAUGUUCGCGGAGCAAUUCUAUAA
Fraxinus pennsylvanica is the source of this 978-nucleotide messenger RNA. The record is from the annotation of a GenBank genome assembly. Lineage: Eukaryota; Viridiplantae; Streptophyta; Magnoliopsida; Lamiales; Oleaceae.